This is a messenger RNA of Metarhizium album ARSEF 1941, 825 nucleotides long. RefSeq names its product mitochondrial import inner membrane translocase subunit TIM16. Bases 1 to 825 code for a protein of 274 amino acids. Lineage: Eukaryota; Fungi; Ascomycota; Sordariomycetes; Hypocreales; Clavicipitaceae. The transcript is spliced from 2 exons. Gene Ontology annotation, cellular component: TIM23 mitochondrial import inner membrane translocase complex. The record is from RefSeq and is a predicted model, not a curated record. Gene Ontology annotation, biological process: protein import into mitochondrial matrix.
AUGGUUGUCGCCCUCGAAUCUCCCGAAUCCGCCGAAUUCGCCCGGCAAAAUACCGGCCAAGUUCUUCCGACGACAGGAGCCAUUAUUGGCUGGCAAGGCCAGGCCAGCCGCGGUGGGGAAAAAAAUACAGGCAGCCUCGCGACGCUGAGCCUCCAACUUCUACAACCAGGCAGCCCAUUGAUCAGUUCUCCGCCGGGCCACCCCAUCGCCAUCGCCAGUGACUACAACCAAACUUGUCGGCCUCCUCACGAUGGUACGGGAUCCCGCUUUGCUCUCUCCCCCGUCUCGCUCCAGGAGGGCAUGGCUUCCGAGCCGGAGCCCUGCUUCGAUGCGCCUCCUCAGCAACGGCCCAGCCGCCGGCCAGCCGCUUCUGGGAACCAAGACACUGACGAGAACGAGUUACAGGCGCACCGAUUCGUCGUCACCGCCUUUCUGACAGGCUCCCGGAUUCUCGGCCGGUCCUUCAUGGCGGCCUACAAGCAGGCUCAGGCCGCGUCGCAAUACCAGCGCGCGCAGGCCAAGGCCGGCGGCGGCGCAUCGGCCCGGGCCUCCCUGGCGUCCGGCAUGACGCUGGACGAAGCCUGCAAAAUCCUCAACGUCAAGCCCCCGGCCGGCGGCCAGGCAAACGUCGAGGAAGUCCUGGAGCGGUACAAGCGGCUGUUCGACGCGAACGACCCCCAAAAGGGUGGCAGCUUCUACCUGCAGAGCAAGAUUGUCCGGGCAAAGGAGCGCUUCGAGCGCGAACUGGGGCCGAUACGAGAAAAGGCAGAGCACGAGGCCGAAGUCAAGGAGGGCUGGAAGCCAAAGGUCUACAAGGACAAAUAA